Molecule: messenger RNA, 414 nt
Organism: Trichomonas vaginalis G3
Lineage: Eukaryota; Parabasalia; Trichomonadida; Trichomonadidae
Exons: 1
Coding region: 1-414 (137 amino acids)
Source: RefSeq, a predicted model, not a curated record
AUGGCCGGCGAUCUCGACUUGGAGUACAAGCAGGAGAAGGCAAGAAUGACUCCAUUGUUGCUCAGCUUCCUCAAGGAAAUCGGCGAACCAAUUGAAUUAUCCGCUGAAGCAAGCGAAUUCUACAAAUUACCAGCAGUCAACACAACAGUACCAACUGUUCCAUUCUUAACUGCUUUCGCUACAUUCUUUACACCAGGAAUGGGUGCAACACCUCACGACUCCGAAAAAAUCCACAAUUUGCAGAAAGAUGCUCCAAUUAAGAUAAUCUUCAACGAAUCUGGCUUCGAGUUGAAUAUACCAAAGGACGAUAAGGCUUCAUCGUUCUUGAUCGUUGUCAAACCGCUUUUAGAAGCAUAUAACUUUUUUCUCUCUCUCUUACAAUUCACUUUACAUUUUUUUCUUCGAGAAAAAUGA